CAGAUACAUUGUUAGAAGUUUGAAAGGCAUCCUUUACAACGAGUGGAUCUUUUAUUUUGAGAAGUUGCAGUCUAUCGACAUAAAAAUGUGCAAUUCCAAUGAAACGAACUUGGCCGAAAUACGUACGCAGACAGCGAAAGUUACAAGUGACUCACAAGACAGCGAGUAUCUGUACAUCUUAAUAGUCAUGUCUUUCUAUGGAAUCUUCCUCCUGGGAAUAGUGCUGUGUUAUAUCAAGUCAAAGAAACGGCAGCGAAAAGAUGACGCGCUGUUCCUGUACGAUGACAGGGGAGAGUGGGCCAGACUGAAAUCGAUGCAAAUACCCUUGGUGUUCAGCACCUUGCCAGAGAGCGUGGUGCCCGCUCUGUCCUGCGCCGUGUGCUCUAUGGAGAGCGGUGUGAGCUCGGAGGCAGCUCAAGAUGUCCAACUCACCGUGGAAGACGAGGCGCUGGUUGGAAUUGAAGCUCUGCUCCACGGUACCUCGGGUAAUUCUUAUCCGCCGGCUGAAACCCCUUCUUAAAACGAUAGAAAGGAGGGAGUUACAGACGGCGACCAAGCCCUUGAUUUUGGUUACACUGGACAUAUGGUACCUGUCGCACGCCAGUAGCUUGAAUUAUUCAUCACUUCCCAAUGGACACUCACGAGCACAAAUCUAAAGAGCAUGGAAGAUAUUUCUGCACAUACACCCAUUGACUCAUCUUUUGAAGUCAAAAUCUUCACGUUUGGACAGCUGGUGACAGUGUUAGUAAGAUGUUAUACAUGUUAAACAUCAAAUAGUAAUUCGGCCAGAGAGGUGCUGUUUAAUAGAUUGCUAAUAUUUUUUUCUAUUUAAUGUGUAGAUAUUUUGUUUUAAAGCAAAUAAUUUAAGCAGGAAGAUCAACAAGAUCCGCUCCGAUCGAGGGUAAAGUUCUAGACGCCACUCUUCGAAAUGCUUACAAAUUCUUAUUGGCAAUUAGCCUGGAAACACUUGAAAAUUGUAAAAUCUUCCAGAUAAAACUGGCGUUGGACUUUGUCAAAAAUUAUGUAAACUAUACCACUGCUAUUAAAUUAAUUUGUAAAUAUUAGG
Molecule: messenger RNA, 1066 nt
Organism: Pristis pectinata (smalltooth sawfish)
Lineage: Eukaryota; Metazoa; Chordata; Chondrichthyes; Rhinopristiformes; Pristidae
Gene: kcne4
Product: potassium voltage-gated channel, Isk-related family, member 4
Exons: 2
Coding region: 86-520 (144 amino acids)
Biological process (GO): regulation of heart rate by cardiac conduction; negative regulation of delayed rectifier potassium channel activity; ventricular cardiac muscle cell action potential
Cellular component (GO): membrane
Molecular function (GO): voltage-gated potassium channel activity involved in ventricular cardiac muscle cell action potential repolarization; transmembrane transporter binding; delayed rectifier potassium channel activity
Source: RefSeq, a predicted model, not a curated record